Messenger RNA from Papaver somniferum (opium poppy), 2011 nucleotides. RefSeq lists its product as uncharacterized. Bases 973 to 1527 code for a protein of 184 amino acids. Gene Ontology annotation, biological process: translation. NCBI's taxonomy places the organism in Eukaryota, Viridiplantae, Streptophyta, Magnoliopsida, Ranunculales, Papaveraceae. Gene Ontology annotation, molecular function: structural constituent of ribosome. Gene Ontology annotation, cellular component: ribosome. The record is from RefSeq and is a predicted model, not a curated record. The transcript is spliced from 3 exons.
UCCCAUUUUUUUUUCCGAAGCACUUCAGACUCCCAGAGGUAACUGGUAAGAGCCGCAGCAGCAGCACAAGAAGAAGGCGUCUACCAGAAGAUGAGAAGAAACUCGCUUAUCUCUUCCUCAAAUCAAAAUCAUAAUUUCGAUUAUUCUCAAUCUCUUUUGUAAAACCCUUUGUGAUUUGUUUCAUUGUUCUUGAGAUGAUGUUAUUUAAGGCUGAUUUGUUAGAUUAUGUUUGUUAUUUGAUGGGUUUCAUAUUUAUGUUGAGAUAUAAACGGAUUCAUGAUAUAGAUUUGAUGUUUUUGUGAACUAUAUUGAGUGUAAAUGGUUGUGUUUAGGUUGGGUUUUGUCCAUUAAUGUUGCUUUCUGUUUUAGGGUUUAUAAGAAUCAAAAGUAUGUAAUUAAAAUUUAAUGAAAUUUCAGGUUUUUUAGCUAUCAUAACUUGUCAUUUCUGAUAAAUGGUUCGACUUAAUUUUGUUAAAUUGGUAGUCCUUGUUGUUCAUUUCAAGUUGCUAUGAUAUGUAAGAUGUUGAUAUACAAGGUAGAACUAGUUAGUCAUUCAUGCUUAAUUGAUCAACUAGUUACACUUUAAGGAAAUUGUAAUUGUUGGGGCCAUCUCCAUGUUUUCGUUGUUCCUUCACUCUUUUUAGUGUUGAUUUUGUAGAAGCAUCUUUUCGUUUCUUGCCUGUUUGGAAAUGUGCAAUUGUUUCAAUGUUGAGAUUGUAAUUGUUGGGACUGGAUCUUAUUGAUGUUGUUGUUUUUUCCACUCUUUUUACAAUCUCCAUAGUGAGAUUAUAAUUGUUUUUGUCUGUUUGUUUUUUUCAAUGAUGAAGUGAAUAUAUUUUAGGGUUUUUUGUUGGUAUUCAAUGGUAAAGUCAUAUCUUUUUAGAUUUAUUUCUAUGUUACUCGGUGGUUUCGUUUGAAUCCUAAAUCUGGUCUCUUUUUUACUCUUUUGGGAAUUAAGGGCAAAAUCAAUCAAUGGCGAUGGCUUUUCUAAAGAAAACAAGUAAUCUUCUUCUUCAUCAUCACCAAAUUGGUUCACUUGUUGCUGCUAGGAAGAUUGAAGUUCCAUCUUCAACCCGUUUCCUCAACAAUCGCAGCAACACUUGGUUGCCUAAUUUCGUUGAAGAAAAUGAUGUUAUUGAUAGAACAUCAUCUUCUCUUUCUGAUUCCCUCUCUUAUCUCCGUCGUGAUUCCUCUCCUAAUCUGGGUAGUAAUGUUUUGGGUCAAUCUUCUUCGCCAUCCAGAGGUCCUAGGAUGGAUAAUAAUUUUCAAUUUACAAACCCACCUAGAGGACGAACUGGAUUCACUGGAUUAAAAAGAUUGGAUACAACAGAAAGUGUCGACGAUAGAGAUGUUAAGGCGAAUACAGUCGUAGUAAGAGUCAAAGGGUUUACUAAUUUCAGGAAAAAGAAAGAAGCUGUCUUGCGAUUGAGAGAAGCAUUAGGACCCAAAUAUCAGAUUAUAAACGUACAGGAUGUCACCAACCUUCCACAUAAUGGAUGCCGACUCCCCAAGAAACGUCGAAAGUAGAACAAGAGAAUGAUGUUCAGAUUUCUUGACAGUGAGUUACGAUUUUAUCUGCUAGUCAUUUUGCACCUAGCUGAGGCAUGGAGUGCAGAGCAGGCUGAGUGUAAAGCUUUAUCGGAGGCGAUGCAACGGGCAAAUAAACUGAGAGAUGGAGAAUGUACACUUUGAGCUCGACUCUAAGGUGGUGGCUGAUGCUGUAAACUGUGAAAGCUUCAAUAUAGAACGGAGAAUCCACAAUUUAAUUUUUGAAAUAAAAAGUGUUCUUAGAGUUUUUACGUCUUGGCAGUGUUGUUAUGUGCCAAAAGAAAGGAACAAGGUCGCUGACAUUUUAUCCAAAUGUUGCCAGAGUUGAAAGGAUGAGUGGAGUUUGGCUUACUUCUCCUCCCAGCAAUAUAAAUGUUCAUUUGCUGGAAGACGCAUCUCAUGUAAACUCGUAAUCCUUCUUAAUACAAUUCUUUUUCCAGUUUCAAAAAAAAAAAAAAAAAAA